This is a messenger RNA of Rhizophagus irregularis DAOM 181602=DAOM 197198, 594 nucleotides long. The record is from RefSeq and is a predicted model, not a curated record. NCBI's taxonomy places the organism in Eukaryota, Fungi, Glomeromycota, Glomeromycetes, Glomerales, Glomeraceae.
AUGGGGAACCCUCUUGGUGAAGGGCGUUUCGGUCGUGUUUAUAUGGCAAGAGAAAAGACAAGUAAGAAAAUUGUUGUUAUCAAAGUAAUAUUUAAAAAGAAUUUCGGGAAAAUAAUAUGGUAUCCUAAUUUCUUACGCUUAUAUGGAUAUUUUCACGAUAAGCAUCGUGUAUUUUUGGUGUUGGAAUAUGCCGAAAAUGGAGAAUUGUAUAAGCAUCUUCAAAAAGAUGGGCCUUUUACAGAACAUAAAGCAGCAAAAAAAGUCAUUCAUCGAGAUACGAAGCCAGAAAAUAUAUUAUUGUCAAGUGAUGAUAAGAUAAAGAUUUUGGAUUUCGGAUGGGUGAUUCAUACACCAGACGCAAGUCAGAGACGUAUGACAUUCUGUGGUACGCCUGAUUACUUGGCACCUGAAAUGAUCAAAGACACGGGUUAUGACCAAAAGAUAGAUUCGUGGACGCUUGGAGUGUUGUGUUAUGAAUUUUUGGUUGGGGAACCUCCUUCUAUGGUUGAAGACUUAUGUGAAACUUAUAAAAAAAUUGCCAUGGUAGAUUAUAAAAUACCAAAUAUUAUGAAAUUUUUGAAAAAAAAAAUUUAA